This is a messenger RNA of Planococcus citri (citrus mealybug), 5359 nucleotides long. RefSeq names its product GATOR complex protein Iml1 (gene Iml1). Gene Ontology annotation, molecular function: GTPase activator activity. Lineage: Eukaryota; Metazoa; Arthropoda; Insecta; Hemiptera; Pseudococcidae. Gene Ontology annotation, biological process: cellular response to amino acid starvation; positive regulation of autophagy; negative regulation of TORC1 signaling. Gene Ontology annotation, cellular component: GATOR1 complex; lysosomal membrane. The transcript has 31 exons. The coding region runs from base 624 to 5180 and encodes 1518 amino acids. The record is from RefSeq and is a predicted model, not a curated record.
CAGAUAGCUGCAGAAGAGCAAUUCUUUGAAGAAGUCGAAAUAUGUAUUUCGAUGGAAAACAAACAAGCUACUUUUCAAGUUUUCAAUUUUCGUUCGCUGCAUCAACCGUUGAGAUACGAAAUCGGAUUUUCCAGUCGUUUCCGAAAAUAAAACUAAUGUGCUGAUGCCUGUGUCCUGUGCUCCUUUAUCGUAUCAUGAUUUUGCGAAGAUCUGCGGCGAGGAAUGAAGAUUUCUACUGCACAAUUCGUUAGGAAACGUAGAAAUCAAGAAAGCUGCUUCAAAAUUGUUCGUUCGCGCCAUUUCAAUGGACCACUUGAUCAUUCCAUUGGCUGGUGAACAAUAAUAAUUAGUGGUUUUGGAACCCCUUGCAGAACAGAUAAUCGAACUUGAGCACCGUUUGGAAGUACGAUUUAACGUUGAUAUAUUCGAUCCAGUUUUCGAACACAACCAAUCGAAAAGCUUCUCUUCGAAGUAAACAAACACGGCCCGGAAGCGUGAUAAGAACGGAAUUAUCUAUUACGAAGUUCGAAAAUGAAAACUCGAGAAAAAAUUCGCGAUUAAUGAAAACUACGUACGUGUGAAAUUGAAUUCUCGAUUAUACGUGGAUGAAUUAGAAUGUAAAUAUGAAACACAUCAAGUUAAUGUUUCAUCGGACCAGCUUCGAUGAAGCUGAUCUUGUGAUAAAUCCUAAAGAUUUUCCCGAUCUAAAAGUUGGCGAUAUUGUGGAAAUUUACCAUCCCGAAGAUGAGCUUACCAGACUUCUGUUACAAGUUACCACCCUGAGAGAGGAUUUACAAGGCAAAGGAGUAAUCAGCGUUGAAACUAGUGUCGCUAACGCAUUUCAAUUGAAAAGCUAUACCGAAGUUGUUGUCAAGAAGGUUGAUUUCGAUUCGGUUGUUUUGGAUUCGGUUGAAUUGAUAUUCAAAGAUCAGUAUCUGGGCCGUAGUGAAAUGUGGCGUUUAAAGAAGCAAUUAGUCAAUUCUUGCGUUUAUUACAACAAGAAAUUCGAAUUUUAUAAUAAAGCUAUCCGAGCUCAAGUUUACGAAAUGUGGAGUCAAGGAGAACGUGUUGCCUGCGGUGUUAUAUCCGAAGAUACCAAACUUGUUUUUCGUUCAUCUACGAGCAUGGUGUAUUUAUUCUUGCAAAUGAGCUCGGAAAUGUGGGAAUUCGACGUUCACGGUGACCUGUACUUUGAAAAAGCUGUCAAUGGAUUUCUGUCGGAUUUAUUUCAAAAGUGGAAGAAAAAUAGCAGCAAUCACGAAGUUACCAUAGUUCUUUUUUCACGUGUAUACUACAAAGCUACAAAUCUCGAAGAGUUCCCCGAAUACACCAGAGAAUGCCUACAGAAAGACUUCAGAGGUCAUUUUUACGAAGAUUUCUACAGAGUUGCGGUCCAAAAUGAAAAAUACGAAGAUUGGACCGGAACUUUAGUUUUACUCCAAACUCUGUUCGCUGAUUAUCGAAAAACAGUCUUGGAAUAUCACAAAAAACCAGGAUACAAAGUUCCCAAUGCUUUUUUAUCGAGCGCUGCUCAUGGGAAUUUUCUAGAAGUCUUGAAUAUUUCGUUGAAUGUGUUCGAGAAGCAUUAUCUUGAAAGAAGUUUGGACCGAACGGGGCAGUUGGUUGUGGUUAUUUCGCCUGGAGUCGGUGUUUUCGAAGUUGAUCGUGAAUUGACUAAUGUUACCAAGCAGCGAAUUAUCGAUAAUGGUGUUGGUUGUGAUUUGGUUUGCGUUGGCGAGCAACCUUUGCAUGCUGUGCCUUUGUUUAAAUUUCAUAAUAAGGAUACGUCGAUUAUGAGAGACGAUUAUAGUAUGCCUCAUUGGAUCAAUCUGAGUUUUUACUCGUCUAAUAAGAAAUUACCAUACUCAACGUUCGUACCUCGAAUCAGAUUACCAUCUCGUCGAACAAAAUCGACCAGCUCGCAUAGUUCCUUAUUAUCUAUACCGAAACCUAAAUUACCAACUGAUGCGAUAGAAGAACCUAAUUUACUGGGUAACAUUUCCACUGCCGAUGUCGAUUUCGAUGCUUACGACUCUCAAGUUUUUACUUUACCUUCGUCUCAUAUUGCUAAAGUUCAGAAAUUAUUCACCAGGACGAAAAAACUGAGCUUGAACCAAGACAGCAAAUCAGUCAAGUGGAAAUUAUCCGACCCAGAUAUCUAUCGUUCGCAAAUAUCGUCUUCCUGCGGAACAUUAGGACUUACUAGAUCCACUUCCAUAGCUAUUUCGAGUACUCAAUCGAAUAGUAAUAUUUAUCCUAAUAAUUCGUUUGGUACUAUCGACUAUGAGAAAACCAGAAGCUCCGAUUUCUUCAUGGAGGAAGAACUAUCUCCUACGUUUCAAACCGUAAACAGCAGUACUGGGUCUUCAGCGUCGUCGGCUCCUUACGUAUCUCAUUCUAAUUCGCUGCAAACAAACUAUACGCAGAAUAUCAGCAAUGUUCCUGCUAUUUGUCCCGGAAGAGCUUUGAUUAAUCCGUUUGAUCCGUCUCAUGUCACUGUCAAAAUGACUUCGAAUCGGAGACGAUGGACUCACGUGUUCCCCAAAGGACCCACCGGAGUUGUCAUUCAACGUCAUCAUUACCAGUCUGAUAACUUCGAAGAUAAUGAUUUAAACAAGAAAAACAACGGAUUGGAAGAUCUAGAUGACGAUUGCAUGUUCGCUAGAUCUCCUCCCUCUACAGAAUGCCGAUCCCGCACUAAAUCUUCCACUCAUGUCGGUAGCCCCAACGGCAGCGUUUUACUGCCGAUGAAAAAAACCCAAACUUUAUUAUGGGGAGUGACCGGAGAACAAGAAUGGACUCCGGCUUUAACAACUGGCGUCGACUGGAAAUCUCUCAUCGUGCCUGCUUGUUUACCAAUCACAACUGAUUUUUUCCCCGAUGAAGUGUCUUUAAAAACAGACUACGUGUUCUCCGAUUAUAAUCUCUUGCCGGAUGACGUAAACGCUGAUUAUGCUCGAAAAAGAGCUAUUUAUCGGGAUCCUUUGAAGACCCCUGAGGUAUUUCGCGAAUUGAUAUCUCAACGUUUGGCUCAAGGAUUUCAACUAAUCGUCGAAUCGGAUAGUAGCGGAUCGACCAUAUUGAGUAAUACGUGUACUGUGGUACCUAGAGGUACUCAGAAUAUGGACGCUGUUGAAGAAUAUAAAUUAAGUAUUGGUAGAAUUUUCCACAAGAUAUCGUUGUGCAGAUCGGAAAUCAGGAUUACGCGGUAUAGACCAAGGCAUCCGUAUCCACCUUUUGUGAUCCAGUACAGAUAUCGGUUCCAGGCGCCGGAUCAUAACACAUAUGGUGUAUCUUGGGUGUCUUUUAAUGCUGAAAAACUGGAGAAUUUCAAUUGGAACUACCUGGAUCAUUACAUUUGCACCAGAGGCGAUACUGAUUUCCAAUUGGUCGAGUCUUGCAAAUACUGGCGAUUCCGAGUCUAUGCACUGCCAUCAGUUCAACCUGGAACGAAGAAAAUCCACGGCGGCUCGCCCAACUGCGAUGUAUACGAUCGUCUAACCCAAGAAGAAAAACGUGGAUUACUCGAAGGGUUCUUGAAAUUCAUAGAAUCUCCGGUAAACAAGAUAAAACGUAUGACGAUUCAAAAACAAGAACAAAAGGAUCACUUAACCAGUCAGCUUACACGUCGUCGUCACAGUACUGGUAUUGUGUUUCUCACACGUUUCCAGAUAGGAAAUAUGCACAAUUCACCGUUCCGUGAACGGCUAGGAAGUAUGAAUCGUGAAAAAGCUACGACUCGUCCAAGAUCCGGAUCCAAGGUUAUUGAAAGGCAGAAGAUAUCUCCUGCUCCGGAUGUCAUGUCACCGGUGACGGUUACUUUGGAUAAUGAUUGUAAUGAAGUUUUUGAGAGCAUUGAAAUAGCUCGUUUGAAAGAAAACGCAACCACUAUUGAAAUCGUAGAAAGGCUGAGCCAUCCAAUAUACGGAAUUGAAUUCUUAUCGAAGUACCCUAGUUUACCUAGUUUUACGUUCAUCAGCUACGAUGCGGUACAAUGGAUGAAAAACCGAGUCGAAGGAAUCACAUGUGAGACGGAAGCUGUCAAAAAAUUAGAGAAAAUGAGAGAAGAUAAAUUGAUUUGUCACGCUUCCGGAGACUUUGAUCAUCCGUUCAUAUUUGGCUUCUACCUUUACUAUAUCCCUUGCAGGGACGAAAACAAGCCCAAAGAUUAUAUCGAACCUAUCCGAGAUUUGGUUACUUUUAAGAACGAAUGGGCUGAAAUCGAAACGCUUCCAAUAUCACCGGCAGCUCCUACAGUUCCAGCCUUUUUAUUGGACGAAUUACCUGAUCCAAAUCAAGUGAUACCUACUUCGAUGCUUUGGUCUGUUCCAGCUUACAAACAAACACACUUGGAAGUAGAUAUUGGCAGUAAAAGUGAAAGAAUCGAAUGGGGUCAUGCUCGAUACCAUUCCGUGUAUUCGGUAGAUCAAGCUUUUGAGUUGGUCAUCGAGUGGGUGGCUGCUUCAGGAUCCAUUAUAUCGGAGUUGAUUUACAGUUUUAACAGAAAAGCCCAAAGUAACGGAUUACAUUUAAUUCCAGUCCCAGCGGAUCCUCAUGCUCUUCCAUAUUCGUUGAAGUCUGAUCCCCUCAGAGGGCCAGUUUUUGUUCCUCUGGAUAUCGAAUGCUUAAUGGAUAAUAAAAGUUACCUAUUUGAAGAAUAUCCCGAGGACUCGUGGCCUCGAAGAUUGCUCUUGCUCCAGGAAGAAAUCGCCAUCAAGUUUGGAUUCAUUUCGUGUAAAGGUGGCAAUGAAGCUACCCAUCACCAUAACCAAUACGUUCAUUUGACUGGUAAUGUUUUCUUGCUGAUUGCGACUCCAUCGAGCGAAUGCUCCAGUAGUCAAGAAUCGUCACCUCUGUUACACUCGAAAUCAGCCUCUUUGAAUAUGAAAAGCUUCAAGUCCAGGCUGGCCAUCGAAUCUAACGAGAUAGCUGUCAGUCCUCACCAAGAAUACAUUACCAGACACGUGACAGACCAUAGCAAAAAAUCUGAGAACAGGAUCGGGUAUUUGUGGUCAUGGAAUCAUAUGAUUGGUCGAAGAUGGAAAGGAACUAAUUUAGGUACGAACGAUGAAGCUUUUCAAGAUAAAUUACUCCAUGAUUUUCGACAAUUUUGUUCGAACGCUGAUGGUAGAUUGAAAACUUUCUGGAAAAAGUGUCACGAUUUGAAGACCGAUACGUGAUGUAUGGUUUUAACCUACUUUUGGUCGGUAGGUAGUGAUUUAAUUUUAUUAUCUAUUUUCUUUCGUGAAUUGUGAUCUUUCUUUAUUCAAUUAUUUAUUAUAAUGGAUUUUUAUUAGAAUGUUGUUUUACAAUUUUUUUUUUUUUUAUUGUAAUCUUUAGUAAAUGUUUUUCUGUCAAA